CCCCGCCCUGAUCAGAGCUGGUUCCGCGCCGUCGCCGCCGCGACAGGUGCAGCAGAGCCCAGCCGGCCGCGCUCCGAACGGCGCCUCCCGCCCCACCAUGGGCAACAGCGCGAGCCGCAGCGACUUCGAGUGGGUCUACACCGACCAGCCGCACACGCAGCGGCGCAAGGAGAUACUGGCCAAGUACCCGGCCAUCAAGGCCCUGAUGCGGCCGGAUCCGCGCCUCAAGUGGGCGGUGCUGGCGCUGGUGCUGGUGCAGCUGCUGGCCUGCUGGCUGGUGCGAGCGCUGGCCUGGCGCUGGCUGCUGUUCUGGGCCUACGCCUUUGGAGGCUGCAUGAACCACUCGCUGACGCUGGCCAUCCACGACAUCUCGCACAACGCAGCCUUUGGCACGGGCUGUGCGGCGCGCAACCGCUGGCUGGCCGUGUUCGCUAAUCUGCCCGUGGGUGUGCCCUACGCCGCCUCCUUCAAGAAGUACCACGUGGACCACCACCGCUACCUGGGUGGCGAUGGGCUGGACGUGGACGUGCCCACGCGUCUGGAGGGCUGGUUCUUCUGCACACCCGCCCGCAAACUGCUCUGGCUGGUGCUGCAGCCCUUCUUCUACUCGCUGCGGCCGCUCUGCGUCCACCCCAAGGCCGUGACCCGCAUGGAGGUGCUCAACACGCUGGUGCAGCUGGCGGCCGACGUGGCCAUCUUUGCCCUCUGGGGGCUCAAGCCCAUGGUCUACCUGCUGGCCAGCUCCUUCCUGGGCCUGGGCCUGCACCCCAUCUCGGGCCACUUCGUGGCCGAGCACUACAUGUUCCUCAAGGGCCACGAGACCUACUCCUAUUAUGGGCCCCUCAACUGGAUCACUUUCAAUGCGGGAUACCACGUGGAGCACCAUGACUUCCCCAGCAUCCCGGGCUACAGCCUGCCGCUGGUGCGGAAGAUCGCGCCCGAGUACUACGACCACCUGCCGCAGCACCACUCCUGGGUGAAGGUGCUCUGGGAUUUUGUGUUUGAGGACUCCCUGGGGCCCUACGCCAGGGUGAAGCGGGUGUACAGGCUGGCAAAGGACGGCCUGUGAGCCUGGGCUGCCUCCUGGUGGUGGCCAUUGUCCCCCACUGGCCCCUCGGCCUCGCACCCCAGCACUGAGAAGCUGCAUUUCCUUCCUGUGCUCUGCACUGCUGCCCUUGUCCCCGAGGAGGGUCCCGCGCAGCCACACCUGGCGACAUCAGUGUGGGCUGCAGGGCUCCGUCUGCACAUGGACCUGCCCUGGACCUUGAGUGUGGCCCUCCCUUUCUGGGCCUCCCCGGGUGAGGCCUGGCCCUGCCCCACCAUGACCUGGGUGCUCUGAGCCCACGGUUCCCAAGGAGCUGACUUCUCUGGGGUGCCUGUGCCCUACAUUAAACCCGGCGUUUGUUUCACAGCCCAUGGAUUGUGCUUCUGAGGGGGUGGUCUGGGCUUGAGCCUGGCCCCAGGGAAUGGGGCGCUGGGCCGCCCCGAUGGGUGGAGCUUGAGGCCUGAGUACCGCUUCCUCCAGGCCAGGCCCAGAUCCUGCCGUGCACUCCUGGCUCUUUGUGGGACGGUGGCUGCUGCUGGGCAGUGCUCCCCGAGGGCCUGCCACUGUGGUGUGCGCACACACUGAAGCGUGGACAGCAGAAAGCUCACUUUGAUCAUCUGUGUGGCCCCAAAUCCCUCCUAGCAGCCCAGGGAUCCCACUGCUCCCUUGCCUGGCUGAGCCACGCAGAGGCUGGCUCCCCCAUCCCCCCGAGGCCACACCACCUGCCUCGUCCCCACCCCUUGGGCCUGCUCACCUCCUGCUCUCCGUAUGCCCUCCCGCAGCAGGGUGCAUCCCUGAGCCCAGAGAGGGUCUGUCCCCCACACCAGCUCGGAGGAGGGGCUGGAGGAGCUCUACCCAGAUCUGGCACCCAAGCCCGGGGGCUGGCCGGGCAGGUGACUGUCCUGGUGAGCCACAGCUCAGAGGGAUGCAGGCCGGGCAGCGUCCUGGGAGUCUGUGUGACGUGGGACAUGUGUCGGUCCUUUCUACAGAAGGGCUGAGGGUGCAGCUGGGACCUAGGAGGUUGUCUUCUCCUGGAGGUCAGGGCUGGGUUGGGGUGGGGUGGGUCCUGAUGUCCCAGAGGUGGGCAGGCAGCAGGAGGGGUGCCUGAGCGAGGCCCUCCCCGCCAGAGAGGGAUGGAGUGUGCCCACUGCAAGCCAGCAGUGGAUGCAGCUCCCACCACCGCCUUGGGGAAGGCGGCCUCAGCCUCCAGGACUUGACUUAGGAAUGGGGACUGAGGCUACAGUCAGGGCUUGAAGGCCUCUCCAUGAAUGGGGUGCCAGGGGCUGUCCCUGCUGACCUGGGAGAUGCAGGUCUCCCUCUAUACCUGGGAGCGGCCCCGCACAGUGCUGGCCUCCCAUGUCCCCGAGUGGGCAGCCUGCUGAGUGGCACAGGGAAGAGGCCUGAGCCCAGGACUUGUUCUGCAAAGGAAGUGCUGCUGGGCCUGGCACCAGGACUUUGAGCCGGCCGGCCCCUCCCUGUGCACACAGGCCCGCCCACAGGCUGAGGGGAACCCAGAGCACCCGCUCCUCCUGCUGUGCCUGAGGGGGCGCCUCGUCCAGCACACUUUUCUGCAGACAGCGCAGAGGGGCAUGUCCAGGCCUCACCCACAAACCGAAGGCCGGGCCCAGGGUUGGAGGGUGGCUCCGAAGACAGUCCUUAGAGCUCUCCUGGGGAGACUACAGGACUCCUGGCCUGGGGGGCGCCAGGGAAGCAGGAGAGGGAAGCUCUGAGCUGUGGUCUGCAGGCCCUGGGUUAAAAGUGCCACCAGACCUAGGCGAAGCCAGAGAGCAGAGCCUCCUAAGGGGCAGAGCAGUCAUAUUCCUGUUGCUAGGGCUGCCGGGAAGCCCAAGGAUGUGCAGUGUGCUAGGAGCCGGCCCUUGAGAUCAGAUCAGCCACUGGGUCCGCGCAGGCCAGUGCUGGCUCCCUCGGGGGCUGCUGGGCACACUGCUCUGUGGCUGUGGGAGGUCAUGUGGGAGAACUGGGGGCAUGAAUGGUCACAGGAUCUCAAGGCCUGCCUGUUGGUGGCCCUGGUUCCUUGAAGCUGAGGGUCAGAGCCUCUGUCUCUGGCUGCUGCCUCAGGACAGGGGCUUGGGACAGCCCAUUGCAGGCCAGGUGGUCCUCCCAGGAGACUUUGUGGGGCCGAGGAGAAGGCAAAGCUGCCUUGCAUUUGCCUGGUGCCUGCUGAGACCCAAGUCCAUCCCUCCCGUGAACAGGACGCUCGCAGGGCCCUGCCCGUCAGAAUGCACACGGAGUCCUGUGAGGUUCGGGGGUGUGGGCCGCACUUAAGGACCAUCUUCCUGGGGAUCCCUUAGGGAGUUCCCCACAGGCAGGACCUGAGGCCCAGCCCCAGGACACCACCUCACCCUCCCGGGGCCUGGGAACGUUCCGAGCCCAGCUUCCUGUUGAAGACCGCCAUCUUGCUCCUACGGCUCCUGGUCACCGUGGUCCCGGGCCCUUCUCUGAAAAGGGGGAUCCCCAGCCCGGAGCGUGAUGGACCAAUGCGAAGGCCUGAGCCCGAGGGUGCGGACAGUAAACCGUUUAUUACUGUGUGGACACAGACACCGUGGUGCAUGACAGACAGUUUCAACACCAUGAGCGCUGGGGACGGAGCUGUGCCUGGACAGCUCUGCGGUGCGUGGUGGCGCCACGCCGGGCCGGCUGUCACUGCCAGCUGAGGCGCUAACAGCGUCACCUGGGAGAAAACCUGGAAACCGUCUAAUGAAGCAGGUGACUUAGGGGUGUCUCUCUAGAAACCCAAAGAAAUGUACCUUAAAUAAGCAAAUAUAAAACACA
This is a messenger RNA of Nomascus leucogenys (northern white-cheeked gibbon), 3838 nucleotides long. It is a transcript of the gene DEGS2, whose product is annotated as delta 4-desaturase, sphingolipid 2. Gene Ontology annotation, cellular component: membrane. Gene Ontology annotation, biological process: ceramide biosynthetic process; sphinganine metabolic process. The record is from RefSeq and is a predicted model, not a curated record. Gene Ontology annotation, molecular function: sphingolipid delta-4 desaturase activity. Lineage: Eukaryota; Metazoa; Chordata; Mammalia; Primates; Hylobatidae.